UGUGUGUAAAUGUGUGUGUAUGUGUGUGCAUGUGCGUGUGCGUGUGCGUGUGCGCGAGACGUUACGGCUGCUGUCGCAGUGUACGUUCUCAGGUCCCCACUCUGCCCUGCAGGUCUUGGCUUGGGUGGAGUCUUACCUUCUGUUUUGAGAAGAUACUUGCAUGGCUUGGCUGGUCCCGGAGCCCUGUGCCCCUGUGCCCCUGUGUCCCUGGCCCAGUGCAUUCGUCGGCUGCCUGUGUGUAGAUGCUGUGUUCCUUUUGUGCGUGUCACUGCGCGAACGGGCAGAACCGAGGCGCGUUGUCCGUCUCCUCCCGGUCCUGCCGACCACCAGCGAUGCUUUCGUGGCUACGGCCACAUGGAGCGAAAGUCGGUUUGCACGUUGCGCUACAGACCUUGAGACGCAAACUCGAGUAGAGCGACAAAAAGGCAGCCGUGAAAACGUGAGCGCGCCUGCAAACGCGCCGGGAAGUUCGAAGCACGCUGUGGCGCGGCAAAAUUCGGGGUCCUCGAGCAGUCAGAGUGCUGUGUGCGGGUAGAGUGUCCCGCUGUGGCCGAGUGCCGAGUGCCGAGUGCGGUUUGAGUUCAGAAUUCAUGAGAGUCUCCCCUUCAUCCACACUUGGCCAAAAGCUCUUGUCCCUCCUCGUCGGUGCUGGCAGAGCGGCGCAGGGCCACAUCCUGCUGAUGGACCAGGACACACAGUGGUUGUACCAGCUCCUGGUCGAGGUCCAGCUCGAGCGGUUCUACCUGCGGCUCCGCGACACGCUCAACGUCACCCGCAUCGAGCACUUUGCCUACGUGAAGGAUGCCGACCUGGAGCAGAUCGGCAUCGGCAGGCCAGGACAGAGGAGGUUAUGGGAUGCCGUGAAGCGCUACAAAACGGUCCUCCGACCGCGGUCAUGGAUGAACAAGGUCAUGCCUGGCCGUGGUCCAGACGGGGGUAACCAAUGGGCGGGGCCGGGAGCAGAGACUGGGCGGUCCCUCACCUGUCUGAUCCAGGACAGUGAGCUGAUGCUUGGGGAGAAGCUUGGCUCCGGGUCCUUUGGGGUGGUCAGGAAGGGCGAGUGGCAGAUGCCCGCAGGACGGCUGGUACCAGUGGCAGUAAAGUCCCUCAGGAGCAACCUGUCUCAGCAAACAGACAGCCUGACGGACUUCCUCCAGGAGGUGACCACCAUGCAGUCACUGGACCAUCCCAACAUCAUCCGCCUCUAUGGGGUUGUCCUCACUCACCCCCUCAAAAUGGUGACAGAGUUGGCGCCACUCGGUUCGCUUUAUGACACCCUGCGCUUGCGGCAGGGCGAGUACCCGCUGUCCCGCCUGUGGCUCUUCAGCACUCAGAUCGCCGCCGGCAUGGAGUACCUGGAGAGCCGACGGUUCGUCCACCGCGACCUCGCGGCACGCAACGUGCUACUGGCCUCCCGCGAGCUCGUCAAGAUUGGCGACUUUGGCCUGAUGCGCGGCUUGGGCCAGGACAAGGACCAUUAUGUCAUGACGGCCCAUCGUCGCAUCCCCUUCGCCUGGUGUGCACCAGAGAGUCUUCGCAAUGGUACCUUCUCUCACUCCUCAGAUGUGUGGAUGUUUGGGGUCACGCUGUGGGAGAUGUUCACCUACUGUCAGGAGCCCUGGCUGGGAAUGUCCGGCCGCCAGAUCCUGUGGCAUGUGGAGCGGGAGGGCGAGCGUCUCGAGAGACCCCACGACUGUCCACAAGAGUUGUAUGGCGUGAUGCGCAAGUGCUGGGCGCUUACCCCUUCUGAUCGGCCUUUCUUCUCCCAGCUCACCACUGUGGUGGCCGAGGCUCAGCCCAUGGAGGUUCGUGCCCUGAGGGACUUCAUGGAGCCUCGAAAGCUGACCUUGCAGACCAGUGACCUGGUGACGGUCAUAGACCACAAUCUGGAGCUGUCUGAGUGGAAAGGACAGAACCAGAGGACCCUGGCGGUGGGCUGGUUCCCCCCCAGCUUGGUCGCCCCGUGUGUCUCGAGUUCCUCCACCAACUUCAUCUCCGCCCCUCUCAAAGGCAGCCUGCAGCAUCGGGGACACGGGGACAUGGUUCCGGAGCGCAGCUGGGGGACGCCAGACCGCCUAGACGACUCCCAAAACUGGAGGAAUGUAGGGGUGUCCCGAGAGCAGGGCAGGGAGAAGGAGAGGUCUAAUUUGCAAAAGAUGGCAGGCUUGUCGCGAAGCUUGGAGUCCGUCCUUGGCUUCCAGGGGAAAGGUCAAGAUGGGGGGGACAGACCCGAGGCACGUCGCGUCGGCAUCAUCUCCAAUCCCCUGCUCCUGCCGUCCGAGGAUCACCGGCGGUUCAGCGAUGCCAACGUCACUCCACCCCCUCGCCCUCCUCCCCCCAACAUCAAGAGCCUGAAGCCCCUGGUGCUGCUCCGCGACCACAAAGCGGCUGUAAAUCAAGGGCCUGGCCUGUGGCUGGCGCAGCAACCACAGCAGCAACUGCCACAGACCACAGGGACCAGCAACUUGGCUAAGAUUAAUAAUUUAGCCCGAUCCACCCCCCAGCUGGACGAGUGCGGAGACAAGGAGAAGGAGAAGGAGAGGGAACGAGACAGAGCUCGGGACCGGGACAGAUACCAGGCUCAGGUGCAGCCCAGCAGGGUAGCCAUCGUGGCGCAGGUACAGGAGGCGGUGCACGGAGUGACCAGUGAGGAGGUGGUCAACGCCCUCAAACAGAAUGAUUGGAACCCGACGAAGGCGGAGCAGCAGCUCAAGGUGGAGCAGCUGUACUUCAUGAGCAUGUGCUCCCGGGACGACUGCCACCGCAUCCUCUCCCGCUACCGCUGGGACCUGCAGCUGGCCAGUCGCUACUUGCUGAGGAGGGCAGCAGGAGGGGCCGCGGACAGGGAAGGACCUCCCCCCCCCAGGUGGUGACCGAGCCGACCGGACUGCAGCCCGGCAAAGAGACGCUUGCUCUCGCUGUCGAUCUCACUCGUUGCUGGAACGCAGAGAAAACUGGAGAGCCGGUGGCCCCACAUUGGUCCCGCCCUCGGUGCCAUCGGUACUCGACCGCAGCAGGGCGGUCAGAGGUCAAAGGUCAGACCUAUUGCGCAGUGUGACACGAUUCUGCUGGACUCACCUUUGUAUAAUACCGUACAUCUACGUCCAGCGUGACCUACGACCUACGAGCUCAGGAAGCACAACGUUUACAACCACCUCUCCCUAAACUAUCUAUUGAGCUUCUUUUUUGUGUUUUUUUUUUUUUUUUUUUUUUUUACGAAUUUUACCCCUUUGUCGAGAUGUUUGCAGGUGGGAACAGAUUUAGGAAAGAAGGAGCGCAGCUGAGCUCCUCGUCCAGACAUGUCCCUUCCUGCCGCCUUCGGCUCCCGUCUGCUUUGGCCAGAGAGCUGAAGAAUGCCGUCGGCAUGUCAUGUGAUCUUGCGCCAAUAAAGGCCGACUUCUUGCGGAGGUGGAAAGUGCUGCUGCUGGAACAGAAAGACCCGCUGGUGAGGGGUUACACCCCAGCCGCUCCUUCGAGUGUAAUGCACCGCGGUACUGGCCACCCGCAGGACCCGUGCCAGGUGGCGAUAGCCUAGGGAGCACAGCUCCUGCCAGCCAUCAAGCCUGGCAUGGCAGUAGGAGCAGGAAGGAGCUGCGGUGCGUGGGGGCUGUGGGGCUCCGGGCCGCCCGCCGCAAAGGAUCUGCCUUAGCGCGGUACCCCAUCCCCCGUCCAUGUCUGUAUCUCCACAAUAAAUAAACAGCUUUUGAAUGGAGUUUGAAGCUCCGCCGAGUUGUGUAAUUAUGAGGAUAUGUGACGGGUGGAGCGGUGAAAGUGUCAGUCACGGUAGAUGCUGCCCUUGGACCCGGUUCAGAAGGAGGAGUGGGGCCCGGGUGGAAUCGCUUGCUAGCCGCCAUUCCACAUUCCACCAGAGGGGGCGCUGUCUGACUGACUGACUGACUGACUGACACACACACACACACACACACACACCAUCCCCAGCCCCUGCCUUUGUGUUGCAGAACUGGAAGGGAAACAAUCAGGUUUUCCUCAAGUAGAAACAGAUGUUUUUGGGUUUGUCAAAGCAGCACAGCAGGGUGUGCGUGUGUGUGUGUGCACGCGUGCCAGAGAGAAACCCUUGAGACUUACCGAAAACCAGCUUCAUUCAAGUUAUCGGUGCGAAUAAAGCAAGCAAGGAAAGUGUGCCUGAAAUGCAAGAGGCACUAGGCGGCAGAAUCAGCGGUUCGAGCCAUUAGGACUGAGUGCAUUAACUGAAACUACCUACGUUUACA
Molecule: messenger RNA, 4229 nt
Organism: Scleropages formosus (Asian bonytongue)
Lineage: Eukaryota; Metazoa; Chordata; Actinopteri; Osteoglossiformes; Osteoglossidae
Gene: tnk1
Product: tyrosine kinase, non-receptor, 1
Exons: 13
Coding region: 591-2873 (760 amino acids)
Biological process (GO): protein phosphorylation
Molecular function (GO): protein tyrosine kinase activity; protein binding; ATP binding
Source: RefSeq, a predicted model, not a curated record